AGUUAUGCUGUAGCAUGUAUAUUUAUUGUAAUUACAUUUGCUACAGUGUUAUUAAUUAUGUUUUUAAAUGAUGAUAGGUAUAAUUCAGGAUUAAAAGAGAAAGUACCAUUUACAUAUGGGGGUUCAAUGGCUGGUUAUAAGCAAUAUUCUCCAGAGUCAAAGGCGUUUCAAGUAAUUUUUGUAAGUGACGAUGACAAAUACAAUCUAGAUUCAACAAAAAAACAACAUAUUUGUAAAGUCCAUUUUGGAAUGUUAUUUAAAGAAAAAGAUGAGUGGACGUUUAGUGAAUCUGUUUCAAAAGGAUUUGAUGUUGUUUCUAACUAUUUGUAUAAAACAAGAGGAAAUGAGAUGUCUGAAAUAAUUCAUUUUUAUGAUACAUUAUUUGUCUUUGAUGAUAAGACUGGUAUUGGACAUCAACUAGAUAUUAAGAACAAAAAGUUUUAUGCACGUGUGAUUAUGGCUGAUGGAAAUGGAACAAGUGAUAGUGCUUUUAAACCAGAAUGGGCUACUAUUGUUGAUGAUACAUUAUAUUUAGGAAGUCAAGGAUUAGACUCAUUAAAUGUAGAUGGAGUUAUUGGUAGAUCAAAUAAAUAUUACGUUCAAAAGGUUAAGAAAAAUGGAGUUUAUGAAACUGUUGAUUUUUCUUUCGUUUAUAAGACAAUUGAUAAUUUAUUAGGUGUAUCAUCACCAGGGUACACUUCUAUGGAAGCUGUAGUAUUUUCAAAUAUUAAUAGAAAGUGGUAUUUUGCACCAAGAAAAAUAAGUAAUAUUGCAUAUAAUGAAACAUAUGAUAAUCUUUAUGCAAGUGGAAAAUAUGUUGUUGAGUUUGAUGAAAAUUUCCAAAAUCCUAGAGUUUUUACAGACUCACAGUUUAAUAAGUCUCAUGGAUUUUCAUCAAUUAAAUUAAUUCCAUAUCAAGAAGACGUUAUUCUUUAUUUAAAAACAUUUGAAAAUGAAGAUAAACUUGAAACUUUUAUUGGAAUGAUGAAUUUAGAAGGAAAACCAUUAAUGAAAGAGAAGUCAUUAGGGACAAAUAAGUUUGAAGGAAUUGAAAUAAUUCCACUUGACAUUUAA
Messenger RNA from Entamoeba nuttalli P19, 1074 nucleotides. Its product is annotated as apyrase, putative. NCBI's taxonomy places the organism in Eukaryota, Evosea, Mastigamoebida, Endamoebidae. The record is from RefSeq and is a predicted model, not a curated record. Gene Ontology annotation, molecular function: UDP phosphatase activity; GDP phosphatase activity; calcium ion binding. Gene Ontology annotation, biological process: proteoglycan biosynthetic process. The annotation marks the transcript as partial. The transcript has a single exon.